Messenger RNA from Sorex fumeus (smoky shrew), 525 nucleotides. RefSeq names its product forkhead box E3 (gene FOXE3). Gene Ontology annotation, molecular function: DNA-binding transcription factor activity, RNA polymerase II-specific; RNA polymerase II cis-regulatory region sequence-specific DNA binding. The record is from RefSeq and is a predicted model, not a curated record. NCBI's taxonomy places the organism in Eukaryota, Metazoa, Chordata, Mammalia, Eulipotyphla, Soricidae. The coding region runs from base 1 to 525 and encodes 174 amino acids. The transcript has 2 exons. Gene Ontology annotation, biological process: anatomical structure morphogenesis; cell differentiation; regulation of transcription by RNA polymerase II.
AUGGACCCGCCGGCCGCGCCCCCGGGCUCCCCGGCCCCGCCGUCGGGGCGGCGGCGGCGGCGGCCGCUGGAGCGCGGGAAGCCGCCCUACUCGUACAUCGCGCUCAUCGCCAUGGCGCUGGCGCACGCCCCGGGCCGCCGCCUCCCGCUGGCCGCCAUCUGCCGCUUCAUCUCCGAGCGCUUCGCCUUCUACCGCGACGGCCCGCGCCGCUGGCAGAACAGCAUCCGCCACAACCUGACGCUCAACGACUGCUUCGUCAAGGUGCCCCGCGAGCCGGGCAGCCCGGGCAAGGGCAGCUACUGGGCGCUGGACCCCGCGGCCGCCGACAUGUUCGAGCACGGCAGCUUCCUGCGGCGCCGCCGGCGCUUCAAGCGGCAGCCGCUCCCGCCGCCCGCUUUCGGCGCGCCCCCCCGCCGCCUGGGGCCGCCUCCGGAGCCGCUGCUGGCCGCGUUCGGCCCGCUCAGCCCCGCCGAGCCCUACCCGAGGUCUCCGGGCUUCGCGCCCGCGCUGGAGCGCUACCUGUGA